Halteromyces radiatus is the source of this 450-nucleotide messenger RNA. RefSeq names its product ribosomal protein L36-domain-containing protein. The record is from RefSeq and is a predicted model, not a curated record. Gene Ontology annotation, molecular function: structural constituent of ribosome. The transcript has a single exon. Lineage: Eukaryota; Fungi; Mucoromycota; Mucoromycetes; Mucorales; Cunninghamellaceae. Gene Ontology annotation, biological process: translation. The coding region runs from base 24 to 251 and encodes 75 amino acids. Gene Ontology annotation, cellular component: ribosome.
UUUUUCUAUACAUCUCAUUCACCAUGUCCUUAUUAAAAUCAUUAUUCCAGCAAACACGCCCCAUGUUUGGCAUGUUUCAACAACAACAGCAACAAUUACUCAAUACCCCUGCCAUGCUUACCGUAAUUCGUACCAUGAAAGUUCGAUCUUCUGUCAAGAAAUUAUGUGAUGGUUGCACCACUGUCCGAAGACGAGGAAAACUUUUUGUUACCUGCAACAAGAAUAAGAAGCAUAAGCAACGUCAAGGAUAAAAUAUACCUUUCUUAUUCUUUGGCUCUCCUAAUUGUAUCCGUUUUUGUUGGUCCGUCAUUCUUUCUGUAUAAAUAUAUUUUUCCAUGUUUUUAUUAUUAGAUUUAGUAUUCUUCAGUAUUGUCUUCAUUCUAUUUUAUAUAUAUUGUAUCUAUACUGUUCAAUAAACAAAAAAAAACGUUAAUUGCCUAUUAUAUUCAA